AAACACUUGGAACGUGGAACGUGUGGGAACGGAAAGGGCUUUAGCUGAGCGCACUUAACUGAGCGAGCGAGCGAGCGAAGUACGCCUUUGAGCCAAGCUAAGCUGCGCUUUUUGUUUUUGGGCUGGGUGUGCCUCGGCAGUGUGUCGAGAACGCGUGAGCGGCCAACACGUAAACGACGCGUUGUGAGCUGCCCCAUAAGAAAAGAAAAUACAAAAAUCAGUUAUAACUAAAUGAGAAAAAGCCAAAGCGAGAGCGGCGCUACCAACAAAAACAACGAGAACAGCAGCAGCAGUCGUGCCGCAACAAUUCAAGUGUGAAUUGUUAUUGAGGUUAUGUAAGCGGCAAGCAAACCAAACGCAAACGUAACUCACAAAACACAAAACGUAGUCAGUUAGAUUGCUAAGCGAAACACGUUCAAUUACAACAAUUCCAAAUACGCGUCAAUCACACACACACAGAUACACAAACACAACUCACGCGCAAACUCGCACAUUCCUAAGCCAAUGGAGCACGAGGCCAAAGCGCAGGCGCAGACUUCGUCGGCAACGUCGACGUCGACGCCAACGUCACAUCCACUGCAGGAUGUGCCGUUGAAUGCAGCUGAUGACGUACAACCGACGCCCAAAAAUUGGGUUAAAUUCGACGACGACACCGACAUCAGUGAAAAAAAUAAUAACAGUAACGGUGGCGACGGCAGCGGCAGCGGCAGCGGCGAUGGAGACAGCAAUGCCACACAGCAGCAACAACAACAACAACAAAACAAGUUGUCGCUGCCGCCACCACCACCAUCAGUGGUGAGCAGCAACAACAACAGACGCGCGCGCUCGCGCAGUCCCAAUGACCAGUCAACAGCAGCAGCCGCCGCAGCUCCAAUACCUGUGCAGCGGACUGCAGUUUCCUCCACAACAGCUGGCACAUUGUCGUCGUCGUCAACGUCGUCGUUGCCGGAUGUGACGCCCGCUGUUUUGACAACUGAGAGUACGCACGUUAAUCUCAAUGCAUCCGGCAGUGGCAGUGGCAGCAGCAGCAGCAACAGCCCUCCUCGUCACUCACAGCAGCUAAUAAACCAAAAAGCAUCUGCAGCAUCGUCCACAUCGACCGCAACAACAUCAGCGUUAGCCUCAGUCUCAUCAUCGCAGGCUGCUCCAUCUCUGUCCUCGUCCACUCAUCCCAAUAGCGGGGCAUCUAACAACGGCAGCGCUAAUGCUCAUGGCAAAAGCGUCAGCAUUCCUGUGGAUCAGGCCUCCGGAAUGCGCACAAUUGAGCUGUCAACGGGUCGCAUUCGUGAAGGAUUUGCUAACGGAGAUGUGAUUGUCACCCUGCUGCCGGCCAACACCAAAUGGCCUUGGAUAACUCCCGCCAUAUUCCGUCCCGAGCUAGUUCCAGAAGAGCUGAUGGCUCAGGGUCUGACGCUCACUGUGGAGGACUAUGUGAAUGCAAUGGAGACGCUGGUCAAUGACUAUCGCUUCACAGUGUACAACAUUUGCUAUAAGCGGAUCCUUGUCUGUUGGAUACUGUUUGCGUUCGCCGUGCUGCUGGCGCUGCUCUUCUCAGGGCUGCAGGGCGUGGCAUUGUUUGCUCUCGGCGUCGGCUGGCUCUUCCUUAAUGCGGCGGCCAUCUUCCUGUGCAUGUGGAUGAAGCUGCGACUGUCGCGUGGUUUGGAGAAGUGUCUGGCACGCGUGAACAAGCAGCUGAUGAGACAUAAGAUUCUACUGGUACUGGAUGAUCGUGGUCGCAUCUCCUGCCACAAGGUCAACCUGUGUUUCAUGUACUUCGAUGCCACGCAGUGUGUGAGCUUCCUUAACGAAUUCCUCGAGCACACCGAGCAGAAUGGCGGCGAAGCCAUCAAGGCUGGCUGGGAGGCCAAGCUGGACAUUGAUGUGAACGACAUCGUUAUCCAGGGCAGUCAGCCAGUGCGUCUCUCUCGCAAGCAGGAACGUGGUCUUCAACUAUACCUGCGCUAUGGGUCCCGCUGGGGCAUGGAAGCAUUGCGGGGAUUGGUCGAUGUUACUCCUCUGGAGCCCGGACGCCAUUGCGGCCAAUUCCAGUGUCCCUGUCAGUAUAUUAAGGAGCAUUUGCAGUGCAAACCACGAGAUGUUAGUCCAUAGUCAAGGUAAAAUUGGUAAUUUUUGGUAUAAAUGUAUGCUAUUUAAUCCCCUUCCUAUGUACUGCAUUUAACUACAUUCGAAUAACCUUUAAACUAAUUAAGUUAUACAAUUCCUUAUACAAUGACAUAUCUUUUAAUGCGAAUCCUAAAUCAAAUACACAAACAAUUGCAGUAUCCGUAAACAGCAUGGGACAAGUAGUUUGGACACGUUUUCCCAUUUUUGGUGGCUAAUGAGUUUUUGCCAAAAAGAAAAAAUUCCA
Molecule: messenger RNA, 2368 nt
Organism: Drosophila albomicans
Lineage: Eukaryota; Metazoa; Arthropoda; Insecta; Diptera; Drosophilidae
Product: rhoGEF domain-containing protein gxcI
Exons: 6
Coding region: 505-2109 (534 amino acids)
Source: RefSeq, a predicted model, not a curated record